Messenger RNA from Neofelis nebulosa (Clouded leopard), 3508 nucleotides. RefSeq names its product solute carrier family 2 member 10 (gene SLC2A10). Lineage: Eukaryota; Metazoa; Chordata; Mammalia; Carnivora; Felidae. Gene Ontology annotation, biological process: transmembrane transport. The record is from RefSeq and is a predicted model, not a curated record. The coding region runs from base 118 to 1740 and encodes 540 amino acids. The transcript has 5 exons. Gene Ontology annotation, molecular function: transmembrane transporter activity. Gene Ontology annotation, cellular component: membrane.
GAGGAGGGCGGGAGGCGGGCCGGAAAGUUUGUCGGGCGACAGAGGCGGGACUCCGGCCGGGGAUGCGCCCCCGGCUGCGGCUCCGGCGCCCCCGCUCGCACGGGAGUCGAGCUCGCCAUGGGCCGUCCCCAACUGCUCCUGCCCCUGUGUGCCUCUGUGUCUUCGCUGGGUGGCCUGACCUUCGGCUAUGAGCUGGCAGUCAUAUCGGGUGCCCUGCUGCCACUGCAGCUGGACUUCGGGCUGUCCUGCUCGGAGCAGGAGCUCCUGGUGGGCAGCCUGCUCCUGGGGGCUCUCCUCGCCUCCCUGGUGGGCGGCGUCCUCAUCGACCAGUAUGGCAGGAAACGGGCCAUCCUUGGGAGCAACUUGGUGCUUUUGGCGGGCAGCCUGAGCCUAGGCCUGGCCGGCUCCCUGGCCUGGCUGGUCCUGGGGCGCUUGGCCGCUGGAUUUGCCAUCUCUCUCUCCUCCAUGGCCUGCUGUAUUUACGUGUCAGAGCUGGUGGGGCCGCGGCAGCGGGGCGUGCUGGUGUCCCUCUACGAGGCAGGCGUCACCGCGGGCAUCCUGCUCUCCUAUGCACUCAACUACGCCCUGGCUGGCGCCCCCUGGGGAUGGAGGCAUAUGUUCAGCUGGGCCGCUGCGCCUGCCCUCCUCCAGUCCCUCAGCCUCCUUUAUCUCCCUGCUGGCACCGCCGAGACUCCGGCGCCCAAGGACCUCGUUCCUCUCCAGGGAGGUGGGACCUCCAAGCUGGGCCCGGCGAGGCCAAGAUCCUCCCUCCUGGACCUCUUCAGGGCGCGGGAGAACAUGCGAGGCCGGACCGCCGUGGGCUUGGGGCUGGUGAUUUUCCAGCAGCUGACGGGGCAGCCCAAUGUGCUGUCCUACGCCUCCACCGUCUUCCAGGCGGUGGGCUUCCGGGGAGGCUCCUCCGCGGUGCUGGCCUCUGUGGGACUCGGGGCCGUGAAGGUGCUGGCGACCCUGACUGCCAUGGGGCUGGUGGACCGAGCAGGCCGCAGGGCCCUGUUACUGGCCGGCUGUGCCCUCAUGGCCCUGUCGGUCAGUGGCAUAGGCCUUGUCAGCUUUGCCGUGCCCGUGGCCUCCGGCCCAAGCUGCCUGGCCGUGCCCAAUGCCACCAGGCUGUCAGGCCUCCCUGGGGACUCCGGCCUGCCGAGGGCCACGGCUCCCCCUCCACCGCCGACAACCAGUGAGAACCAAGGGAGGCCGGCCCUGUCGACCUCUGAGACGAUCCAGCCUCCUCCCGGAGCUGGGGACCCCACGGCCGCGGCCCUGCCGGCCUUAAGCCCCGCCUCCCCGGCACCCCCUUCUGCCCCAGAGCGUGUCCUGCUGCACUGGGCCGCGCUGGUCUGUAUGAUGGUCUUUGUGAGCGCCUUCUCCUUUGGAUUUGGACCAGUGACCUGGCUCGUCCUCAGCGAGAUCUACCCCGCGGAGAUCCGGGGCAGAGCCUUCGCCUUCUGUAACAGCUUCAACUGGGCCAGCAACCUCCUCGUCAGCCUCUCCUUCCUCGACCUCAUCGGCACUAUCGGCUUGUCCUGGACCUUCCUGCUCUACGGGCUGACCGCUGUCCUCGGCCUGGGCUUCAUCUAUGUAUUUGUCCCCGAAACCAAAGGCCAGUCACUGGCAGAGAUAGACCAGCUGUUCCAGAGGAGACGGUUCGCCCUGAGCUUUGGCCCCCGGCAGAGCUCUGCUGGCAUCCCAUACACCCGCAUCGAGGUCGCUGCCGCCUCCUGAGGAAUCCGUCUGCCUGGGAAGGUGCUGGAACCAUGGCUUUAGCAGACAGUCUCCAGCUUCCUGCUUGCCUGGCCCCUGGGGCACAAGUUCUGAGUGGUCCUGUAAGAGUCACCCAUGCUUUAGAAGAGGUCUGUGGGGCCCCGGGUGAAAGAGGAGAAAAUUUGAGAACCUAGAAGUCUUCGUUUUGAAUCUCAGGCUCUGAGGGCCCCUGACGAUGUGCCUUCUUGCCUCGGUUUCCCCAUUGUCUCUGCACGUCCCUGCAGGACCUAUAUUGACAACAUCUCAUGGAGUCUCCUUUGCUCCUUGGGCUUUCUCAGAGAACCUCUAAGGAACCAGUCCUGGAAGGAAGUCUCUUCUGGCAUCACCCCCAAAUGCAGAUGAGGGUACACCAUACUCUCAGCUCUCUUUUUCCAGCCGGCUGGGACUUUUUGGUGAGAGGGGAGCCUGCUUUUGUCACCAGCAGCUCAGACUGGGUGAUAGGCUGCUUGAGUUCUAGUCCCGCUUCCCUGGUGUCAUCGCGACAUGACCGUGGGCCUCAGUUUCCCCGAUAUGUACCAUGGGGGACCUGGACCAAGGAGUUCUUUAAGAUCACAUCCGAUGCCAAUGAGCUGGAAUUCUAAAUGCUGCUAAUUCGACACAGGUUCAGCGUGAGCCCUGCUCUCAAGCUGCCGGCCAUCUCUUCAGGGGAUGUGAGUUUUAAUUAGGGGAAUGGUAAAUAGAAUUCCAGAAUCGUAUGCACUAGAAUCCAAGAGCUGACAUGGUGUGUGAAGCAAGCCCUGGGAGCUGUUUCCAGGAUGGUGCAGGACAGCUCUGCAGACAGGAGAUGGGUUUGGAGGCUGACAAGCCUGGAUGCUGGUGUUGCCUCUGUCGCCUUGGGUAACAACUCCCUCUAGCCUCAGUUUCCACAUCUACAGAAUGGGGAUGAUUGGGCCCCCGGGGGUGUAUUUAACCCCUGUCUGACUGCAGGAGGGUCUUCAGCUGGUCCCAUCCAGCUAGUCAGGGCCUGGGGGGGGGGGUUUCUCUUCACCCUCAAUUACCGAGGCCCCCACCUUUGAGACACUGUUAAGGGUCAGCCCCUGAGGGGUGAGUCAGAGAUUAAGCAAGGAACUCGGGCCAGAGGUCACCAGAGGAAGGGCCUGGCAAGAGUGAGUUCCGGGGCGCCUGGGUGACUCAGUCGGUUAAGCGUCCGGCUUCAGCUCAGGUCUCAUGCUUCAUGAUCUCAUGGUUCGUGAGUUCAAGCCCCGCAUCGGGCUCUCUGCUGUCAGCACAGAGCCUGCUUCGGAUCCUCUGUCCCCCUCUCUCUCUGCCCCUUCUCUGCUCACACGCAUGCUCUCUCUCUCUCUCAAAAAUAAUAACUUAAAAAAUUAAAAAACAAAAAAGAUGAGUUCCCGGAUGCUGAGGCAAAUGAAAAGCUAACGCAGACCCAGGGCGCUGACGUGGGACGACCUUGGUCAUCUGUGCCUGCUCCGUGGCCACUAGACUCUGGACUCUCGGCUUCUCUCCUCUUGUUCUAGAUGCUUCUCUUGCACCCAGUGGUGUGCGGGAGGCCCCUCAGCCUAGCUUGUGAGAGCCCGUCAUUAAGUUUUUAGGACUCUUGCCAGCUGGUUGUUGAACAAAGCCAUUUAGAGAAAUUAAAUUAUUUAAGCUCACACUUCAAUAAAUUCUAUUAACAACAAAAGUAAUAGAUGCUAAAAACCCAUCACUUCCUUAUCUCGCUACAUCUCGCUCUGCCCUGGAGGUUCCUUGUGUAUCUUACGAGAGACAUGGG